AUCCUUCGAGCUGUGACCUAAAUUCUAACUGUCAGCAUUCCUUGUAGUAUAUAUUAUGCUGCUUCACUUGACUUGACCCAAGAGCAGACACAUUUCUCUCAACAUUCCCAAUCCGCCGAUCCCCAGCCACACAUCAUGGAGGACCAGGCGGUGGUUCUGUACUCUGCACCGUCCAUCGGCCACCUCGUACCCAUGGUGGAGCUGGGCAAGCUCCUCCUCGCCCACCGCCCUUCCCUCUCCGUCCACGUCCUCCUCCCCAGCCAGGCCUACGAAGGCGGCUCCGUCUCCCCCUACAUCGCCGCCGUCUCCGCCGCCCACCCUUCCAUCUCCUUCCACCACCUGCCCCCCACCUCCCUCCCUCCCGACUACUCCACCACCUCCCCGCACCUCGAGACCCUCGCCCUCGAGCUCCUCCGCCUCAACAACCCCAACGUCCACCAAGCCCUCGUCUCCAUCUCUGAGACCCGCCGCGUCCGAGCCCUCGUCAUCGACUUCUUCUGCGCCAAUGCCCUGUCGGUCGCCCGCGACCUCGGCAUCCCCUGCUACUACUUCUUCAGCUCGUCGGGGGGCGGCUUAGCCAUCUUCCUUCACUUGCCCGUCCUCCACAAGACCACCUCCAAGAACUUGAAAGACAUGGACACCGCCGUCCACGUCCACUUCCCGGGAGUGCCGCCGUUGCUGCCCAUGGAUGUCGCCGAACUGGUGCUGGACCGUAGUGACCGAGCCUACGAGCUCUUCCUGGAGAGUGCGACGAACAUGCAGAUGGCGUCCGGGAUUAUAGCGAACACGUUAGAUAAGCUCGAGGAGGAAGCCUUGAAGACCAUCAAGGACGGAAAAUGUGUGCCGGAUGGGCGCACCCCUCCGAUUUACUGCAUCGGGCCGUUGGUCGCGAGUGGGGAUGGCGGGAAAGUCGGGGACGGCGACCCCCCGGAGUGCUUGACGUGGCUGGACUCGCAGCCGGGAGGAAGCGUUGUGUUCUUGAGCUUCGGGAGCCUCGGGGUGUUCUCCGCCGAGCAGCUGAAGGAGAUAGCGACCGGGCUAGAGAGGAGCGGCCAUCGGUUCCUGUGGGUGGUCCGGAACCCGGCCACCGGCAAGGGCCACAAGGCCGUCCCCAAGGGGGAGCCGGACCUGGACGCGCUGCUCCCGGAGGGCUUCCUGGAGCGGACCGCGGGGAGGGGCCUCGUCCUGAAGGGGUGGGCCCCGCAGGUGGCGGUGCUGAACCACGGCGCGGUGGGCGGGUUCGUGACGCACUGCGGGUGGAACUCGGUGCUCGAGGCCGUGUGCGCGGGGGUGCCAAUGAUCGCGUGGCCGCUCUACGCGGAGCAGCGGCAGAACCGGGUGUUGAUGGUGGAGGCAAUGAAGGUCGCGCUGCCGAUGGAGGAGGUGGAGGACAGGUGGGUGAGCGCGGCGGAGGUUGAGCGGCGAGUCCGAGGGCUGAUGGGGUCGGAGGGCGAGACCAUCAGGGAGCGAAUGCGGUAUCUGAAGAAAGAAGCGAAAGCAGCACUGAGUCCCGGCGGGUCGGCUCAGGUCGCGUUGGCCGAACUAGUCGAGUCAUGGAACACUGCUUGAGCUUUGCCUUUCUUCAGCUUUUUUUUUUUUUUUUCAAAUACAAGUAGUCAAAAGCUAGAUCCAACAAAAUAUCUUCGGAAUGCAUUUCUAGAAACCCUAGAAAAAAUUACUAGUAAGUGGAAAAAUAAUAAUGAGAUGUGA
Messenger RNA from Rhodamnia argentea, 1710 nucleotides. RefSeq names its product UDP-glycosyltransferase 88B1-like. Bases 136 to 1569 code for a protein of 477 amino acids. Gene Ontology annotation, molecular function: UDP-glycosyltransferase activity. NCBI's taxonomy places the organism in Eukaryota, Viridiplantae, Streptophyta, Magnoliopsida, Myrtales, Myrtaceae. The transcript has a single exon. The record is from RefSeq and is a predicted model, not a curated record.